Messenger RNA from Racocetra fulgida, 438 nucleotides. NCBI's taxonomy places the organism in Eukaryota, Fungi, Glomeromycota, Glomeromycetes, Diversisporales, Gigasporaceae. The record is from the annotation of a GenBank genome assembly.
AUGCCCGCUAUUUCGAGAAUUUACGGUAAUCUAUGGACAAAACAUCGUUAUCCUUCAGAAGAAGUAUGCCAAGAUUUCUUACGCGGAAUAUGCAAGCGUGGUACAUCAUGUCGAUACCUUCAUUCAAUUAAAAAAUCCAUAGUUUGUAAACAUUGGUUACGCGGUCUUUGUAUGUUAGAAGAUCAAUGCGAAUAUUUACAUGAAUAUAAUUUACAAAAAUUACCAAAAUGUGUUAAUUAUGUUGUAUUCGGUGUGUGUUUGAGUCCAAAUUGUGUUUUCGCACAUGGUGAUUAUAAUAUCGAGAUUUGUGAGGACUUUGAACGUGGACUUUGUGUAAAAGGACCUAAUUGUAAAAAGAAACAUGUGAAAAAAGCAGCAUGUGCAUCGUUUAUUGCCGGAAAUUGUCCGAAGGGUGUGGCAUGUUCUGAAUUUCAGUAA